UGAUUAAAAAAUGGAAGAAGAUUAAGAAAAGUAUUUGGAAGAUGCCCGUAAAGUUGUCAAAGAACAAGCAUAUUUUAUGAGGGCUUCGUUAGAGAAGGCUUAAUUAAAAGAUGCCUUGAGAUAUUCUUCAGCAAUGUUGAGUGAAUUGAAAACUUCUUUGUUGAGUCCAAGAAAUUAUUACAUUUUGUUUAUGUAGGUGUUUGAUGAGAUGCGUAUAUUGGAGAAUUACUUCAAAGAAGAGUAUAGAAGAGGAAGGAAAAUGCCAGACUUAUAUGAAUCAGUUUAGCAUGCCACAUACGUCAUUCCACGUUUAUAUCUACUAAUCACAGUGGGAUCGGUAUUCAUAUAAACUCAUGAAAUUGGAGCAAAAGUGAUCUUGCUUGACUUAUUGGAAUGUAUAAAAGUAAUAAUAGUAAAUAUACUAGGCUAUUCAACAUCCAUUAAGAGGAUUAUUUAUUAGAUAUUAUUUUUUGAAAUUGUGCAAAGACAGAUUGCCAGACACAGGAUCUGAAUAUGAAGGAGCUGGAGGAAAUAUUGAUGAUGCCAUUGAAAUAAUUAUAAGAAAUUUAUCAGAGAUGAAUAAAUUAUGGAUAAGAAUGUAAGGUUCUAAAGAGAAAUCAAAGAGAGAAAGAGAAAGGAUGGAUCUAAAGGUAACAAUUGGAGAAAAUGUUACAAGAUUGAGCAACUUAGAAGGAGUGUCAUUAGAUACUUAUAAAGCAAAGGUUUUACCUAAAAUCAUUGAUAUAAUUACCAGUAGUAAAGAUGCAAUCUCUUAAACAUAUUUAAUGGAUUGCACUAUUCAAGCUUUUCCAGAUGAGUAUCAUUUGUAAACUCUUUAAGAACUUCUUAAGGUUUGUACAACUCAACUUGAACCUACAGUCGAUAUCAAAAAUAUAUUCAUUAAUCUUAUGGGUAGAUUAGCUGAUUUUGCAUUAAAUAAUGAUAUGGGCACAUUUAAUUCUGAAGUCGAUAUUUACAGCAUGUUUAAAUAAAAUAUUGACAAAGUAUUAAUAUCAAAUUUAUAUAUAGAUGUUAGAUUCUAACAGUCAAAUAGAAUUUAAAAAUCUAUUAGAUUUAUAAGUUGCUUUUCUCAAUUUUACACUUAGAUGCUAUCCCUCUAAUUCAGAAUAUGUCAAUGAUAUACUUAAAUCAUGUUGUAGAUUAUGUGAACGAUAAAAUGAAACUGAUUUCACUGAAGAAUGCUAAAAAAAUAUUGUUAAGUUUCUAGCUAUGCCUUUGGAUACUAUGAGUUUAUCUAUUCUAACUAUGAAUGAGUAUCCUAAUCUUAUGAAACAUCUUCCAUUUUAAAAAAGAAGACAAGUUGCUAUCAAAAUCUGUUAAGCUGUUGUCAACUUAAAUUAAGUUAUAGAAGAUUUAAAAAUCACUGAAGAGUUACUCAAAUUUAUUUCACCACUCUUGAUUACAUAAAAUGAUUAUGUUGAAAUUCCAGAAAAUGAAUUUGAAGAAGAAUAAUAAUUAGUAGCCAGAACUGUUCAUCUAGUUUCUAAUCAAGACUUAUCAAUUUAAAACACUAUUUUAUAAAAAUUUAUUGCCAAAUUCAAACUCGGAGAUGUUAACAGAUAAAAAUACACUUAUCCUGCUGCCAUUUUUGCUUUAUUUAAAUUAGUUUAACAAAUAGCAGGAUAAACAGAACGAUAAUGUAAUUUAUAUUUUAUUAUUACUUUAGAAGAAAUAUCCUACAAAGCCUUAUUUGACUAAAUCAAAGAAUUAAUUGAGGUUUUACAAGGAAACUUUCCAGAGUUAGCUUUGAAACUUUACUUAAACUUUUUGUUAUGCAUCAAUACUGUUGAUCAAACUCAAGAAUUUGAUGAAUUCUCUUAUGAUAUAGGAACAUAGAUUAUCACCAUAUUCUAAGAUGAAAUUGGAGAUUCUAAUUUAAAAGUUACCUUAUUAAAUUAAAUUAUGUCUACUUUUGCAUAAUUAAAUUGUAUUAAUCCUGAAAACUUUGAUACUCUUGCUGGAAAUGCCACAUAACAAGCUGCUAAAUUAUUAAAGAAGAAUGAAUAAGCUAUUGGUGUCCUCAAUUCCACUCAUAUGUUUUACAAUAGAUAUUAAAAAAAUGCUUAAAGAGUUCAAGAAUGUUUCAAAAAGGCUUUGAAAAUAGCAAACCAAAGCAUUGGAAACAAUCCAAAAUUUGUAUAUGUUUUUAUUUAAAUUUUGAAUAAAUAUUUCUAUUUCUUUGAAUAAGUUGAAGUAAAUAAUUUAUUAAUCAAUUUAGUUUAAAGAAGCAGAAAUCUAGGAAGUUAUCAAAAUAAUUAAUGAAAAACUACCCAAAGCAUUGUCAGAUAAUGAUGAGCAAUCCAAAAAGAUUAAAAUAUUAUGGACAGCAACAUAAGAACUUGUAAAAGAAAGAAAAAGAAGAUCCAUUUAAGCCUAUCAAUAAAUAAACAUUUGAGUAUGAUAUGAACCGAAUAUUUAAUUAUCAG
Molecule: messenger RNA, 2447 nt
Organism: Paramecium sonneborni
Lineage: Eukaryota; Ciliophora; Oligohymenophorea; Peniculida; Parameciidae
Source: the annotation of a GenBank genome assembly